AANGCUUUCGCAACUGCCAAACUAUCGGAAUUGCCAUUGAAGAACUCACUUCCACUGUCCUCUCACUCGCGUACGCUUCUCUCAAACCCGAAUUUUUCUUUUCCGAUUCCAAGAACAUUUUCUUCUCUCAGAACUCCCACUGAGCAUAGCGGCAAGAGAAACCCUAAAACCUCGCAGAAGUCUGGACCCUCUUCUUCUUCGUCUUGGGUUUCCAGGUGGCCUUCUGGGAGCUCUCGGAAUGAUCGGAAAGUUGAGAAGAAGGUAGCCGAAACGACACGAGAUGAUCGAACUGAUCGAGCGAAGAAUCAGACGGAGUACUUGGAUAAGAACAAAGGGCAGAGUUCAAUUGAGCGAAUUGUUCUUCGCUUACGAAAUUUAGGGAUAGGAUCAGAUGAUGAGGAGGAGAAGGAGGAGGAUGAAGAGGAUAAUGAAUUGGAUUCUUUCGAGGCAAUGCCGGUGACUGGGAAGGAAAAACUGGGGGAUUUACUUCAACGUGAAUGGAUUCGACCGGAUGGCACAUUGGAUUCGAAUAAGGAUGGGGAGGAUGAUAUGGUUUUACCAUGGGAGCGAGAGGAGGACAGGGAGGAAGAGGUGGAGGGUGGAAGCGGGUUGAAAAGGAGAAAGAUGAAGGCUCCGACGUUAGCUGAAUUGACAAUUGAAGAUGAGGAGCUGAGGCGGCUGAGGAGAAUGGGGAUGUUUAUUAAAGAGCGGAUUAAUAUACCGAAAGCGGGGAUUACACAGGCAGUGCUGGAGAAGAUUCAUUUGAAAUGGAGGAAGGAGGAGUUGGUGAGGCUUAAGUUCCAUGAGGAGCUUGCACAUGAUAUGAAGACAGCCCACGAGAUUGUAGAGCGACGAACUGGAGGAUUGGUUCUUUGGAGGUCUGGAAGUGUUAUGGUAGUUUACCGUGGUAGUAAUUAUGAAGGGCCAUCUAAAACUAAACCCCCUGCAACGGAGGGGGAUGCGGUAUUCAUCCCAGAUGUUUCUUCUGCUGCUACUUCGACAAUGAGUGGCAAUGUUGCCGUUUCAGCUCCAGAGAAGGCUAAGUUGCCUAUUGGGGCUCCAAAGUCUAAUGAGGCCGUGUCCGAGGAAGAGGCUGAAUACAACCAACUAGUAGAUGGUUUAGGUCCUCGUUUUGUUGAAUGGUGGGGCACAGGAGUUCUUCCUAUUGAUGCUGAUCAGCUUCCUCCUACUGUUCCCGGUUACAAAACACCGUUCAGGCUUCUCCCAACAGGAAUGCGGUCCCGACUGACCAAUGCAGAGAUGACUCAAAUGAGGAAACUUGCAAAAUCCCUACCUUGUCAUUUUGCCCUUGGGAGAAACAGGAACCAUCAGGGCUUGGCAGUUGCUAUACUUAAACUUUGGGAAAAGAGCCUAGUAGCUAAAAUUGCUGUUAAAAGAGGUAUACAGAAUACCAAUAAUAAACUCAUGGCUGAGGAGAUAAAGAACUUAACAGGAGGUGUGUUACUGUUGAGAAAUAAAUAUUUUAUCGUCAUAUACCGUGGAAAGGAUUUUCUCCCAACAAGUGUAGCCACAGCUUUGGCAGAAAGGCAGGAAUUAACAAAACACAUUCAAGAUGUGGAAGAGAAAACUCGAAGUAAAGUGGUCGAAGCAACUUCAUCGAGCAAUGAUGGACAGGCACCUGCAGGUACUUUGGCUGAAUUCUAUGAGGCUCAGUCCCGAUGGGGAAGGGAAAUAUCUGCAGAAGAUCGUGAAAAAAUGAUUGAGGAAAGCUCCAGAGCAAAAACUGAAAGACUUAUCAGACGAAUCGAACAUAAGCUUGGUGUUGCCCAAGCAAAGAAACUUAGAGCAGAAAAGUUGUUAUCUAAAAUUGAAGCGUCCAUGAUCCUCUCUAGCCCUGAUGAUGACCAAGAAACAAUAACAGAAGAGGAACGGGUCAUGUUUCGGAAGGUUGGGUUAAGAAUGACCGCUUAUUUACCUAUAGGCAUUCGUGGUGUCUUUGAUGGUGUUGUUGAAAACAUGCAUUUACAUUGGAAGCAUAGGGAACUUGUGAAGUUAAUUAGCAAGCAAAAGACACUUGCUUUUGUGGAAGAAACGGCAAGGUUGUUAGCGUAUGAGAGUGGCGGAAUACUAGUUUCGAUAGAUAGAGUUCCAAAAGGAUAUGCCCUUAUUUACUAUCGAGGAAAGAAUUAUCGUCGACCCAUCGCCUUGAGGCCAAGAAACUUGCUUACAAAGGCAAAAGCAUUAAAGCGUUCGGUGGCCAUGCAGCGCCAUGAGGCUCUCAGUCAGCAUAUAUCUGAACUCGAGAAGAACAUAGAGCAAAUGAAGAAAGACAUUGGCGUCAACGAAGAUUCAGAGGACGAGAGGAACUGGUCAUCUCAGGAUGGACCUGUCUCAGAGUCUUUCCAAGAUGAGGAAGCAUCUUUGUCUGCAUUUUCGGAUGAUGAGAAUGACGAAGAUGAAAAUGACGAAGAUAGCGAGUACGAAGAGGAUGAAGAUUUUGAUUUUUCCGACUCAGAAGACACUGAUGAUCCAGUGAACUAAGUAGGGAGAGCAUUUCCAAUUUGUGAACAGAUGGAAUGUUCUUAUUGCAUUUGCAUAUUUCAGGUCGAAUGAUGUGGAACAUGUCAACCCUGGACUCGGUGUCGCCUAAGCCAACCCAAAAAUUUUCGUUGCCAUUUUCCAUUGAAAGCUGGUUGUAAAAGUGUUCCUGCUGGCUAACUUAUAAGAAGCCCUCCAUCAUUUGCUUCAAGUUCUAGCCCAUAUGGGUUUGAUCUUUCCUUUUAUUUUCAUGUAGAUUGGAUGCGGAUAACUUCCCUCUUACAAAAUGCAAGAUCCAUAUAUGAAUUCAGCCAAUGGCCCAAUUUUUUCAUCCUAAUUCUUGACCAAUAUCUGGUUCAUGCCA
This is a messenger RNA of Cucurbita pepo subsp. pepo (vegetable marrow), 2863 nucleotides long. RefSeq names its product CRS1 / YhbY (CRM) domain-containing protein. Gene Ontology annotation, molecular function: mRNA binding. NCBI's taxonomy places the organism in Eukaryota, Viridiplantae, Streptophyta, Magnoliopsida, Cucurbitales, Cucurbitaceae. Gene Ontology annotation, biological process: RNA splicing, via transesterification reactions. The record is from RefSeq and is a predicted model, not a curated record.